Messenger RNA from Girardinichthys multiradiatus, 13715 nucleotides. It is a transcript of the gene zbtb47b, whose product is annotated as zinc finger and BTB domain containing 47b. Lineage: Eukaryota; Metazoa; Chordata; Actinopteri; Cyprinodontiformes; Goodeidae. The record is from RefSeq and is a predicted model, not a curated record. Gene Ontology annotation, molecular function: RNA polymerase II cis-regulatory region sequence-specific DNA binding; DNA-binding transcription factor activity, RNA polymerase II-specific; protein binding. The transcript has 6 exons. Gene Ontology annotation, cellular component: nucleus. The coding region runs from base 655 to 2862 and encodes 735 amino acids. Gene Ontology annotation, biological process: regulation of transcription by RNA polymerase II.
AUCUAAAAUAUAUGAAUGUUAAAUUUUCAUCAUGACAUUAUGGAAAAUAAUGAACUUUAUCACAAUAUGCUAAUAUUUUGAGAAGGACCUGUAUAUGGAGCUAACAUGCGGUAAAACGGCGCCUGUGAUGCACUUGGAUGUCCAGUGACUGCUGCCAUGUCAUAAUGAGUGAACUCUCUGACCUCCGCACGUGUCUGCCCGCCGCUUGACGUCACGUUUUUUCAACCAGGAGCGCACAACGCGAAAGCGCGCACACCAGCCUUUGCGCCAUAUGGCCGCUGCGCGACCUUCGCGGUCCGUCUUCUAAAAACUCCCCGGACAGUGGAAGGAAAAUGCGCCUGAAUGUGAACUCCCCCUACCCCUCCUGCCCUGCUUCAAAAACAGCACCGUGUCCCUUUAAAAGCGUCUGACAAAAAGCCCAUCUGAUCCCAGAGCUCCAAUCACCAAUUCCUUCUGCAAAAGCAGCCUCUGCAUUUUUGUCGUCUGGACGCUUUAGCUACACUCCGAGGAGGGAAACAGACUGAGGAGAGGGCAAAAAAAAAAAAAAAAUCUGCAGGAAUGUGACAAUCCAACGAUGGUUUUCAUGGCGAGGUGGGAACCGCAGCGAAAGGAGUUAUUCUGGGACUCCUUGGAGCCUCCAAGCGCUGGGUCAAAAUGCUCAUAGUGGAGAAGACCACAGACUUCCCCUCUGCUGAGUUCUCUCUGGUGGAGGAUGUGGCUCUGCACUUCACCUGUUUGAUGGACAGGCUGAAUAAGCAGCGCCUUUUCCAGCCUGACCUCUGUGACGUGGAUAUCGUCUUGGUGCACCAGCACAGCACCUUUCCUGCCCACAAGGGAGUGCUGGCAGCCUACAGCCCCUUCUUCCACUCUCUUUUUGCCCAAAGCAAACAGCUGCGGCGCGUGGAUCUGUCACUGGAUGUCCUGACCUCUCAGGGCCUCCAACAGAUCCUAAAUUUCAUUUACACCUCCAAGCUGCUGGUGAGCAGCAGCACCGUUCGCGACGUGCUGAAUGCCGCCACUGUGCUUCAGAUGAGUGACAUCGCGGCAUCCUGUCGAGAUCUCCUCAGCAGCCACUCCUUGAGAGCCGCCUGUAAAGAGGUGGCCAUUCAGGAAGGGUUUAGCAGCUGUGAUCCAGUCGAGAUUCCUUCCUGCCAGCUUUACCGGGAGAUCAAACAGGAGUCUGAGCUUGGCAGGGUCUACACAAGGGAAGGCAGCAGCCCAUUCUCUGUCAGAGUGGAGGAGGUGGAAAAGAUGGCUGCCCAGACAAAGCAGUACUAUCAGAAAGAGCAGGGGGAAGGAGGCGGGGCCAGCACAGGUGUGGCCGCUCUGUGUAAAGUAGAGGGCAGUGGAGAGGAGUCAAAACCAGCGGAUGGUCACACCUCGUUCAACAGAGAUCAAAUCAUUGUUGAAGUCAACCUCAACAAUCAGACCCUGAACGUCUCAAAGGGAUCCAAUGGAAAAUCUUCCACAAUCACAGAACAUAUGUUUGGUCGUUGCCAUGAAAACGAGAGAGACUCUGAGGGUGAUGAGGACAAUGAUAUGGAGAAUGGUGACGGACAUUUAGAGGAGGGAGAUGAAGACCUAAAGAGGAGAGACAUGCUGGGUCAUACCAGCGAAGAGGAAGAUCAGGACGAAGAGGAGGAGCAGGAAGAGGAGAACACCCUAAACAUUCCUGGUCUAGAGCAGCCUGCCAUAAUGGGUCGACCUCGCCGGCGCACCAGAGCCUUGGCCAUGGCGGCCGCCGCCACCAUGCGACAGACGCUUGCAGAGGCCACCCUGGCCAAUCAGCGACAGGGCAGGAAGAAGGCACUGGAUGCGGAGGGCCUUGGCCAGAAGGUCAGGCUGGAGGAAAAGCAACACUUCUCGUGUAAAAAGUGCCCUCGCAUCUUCAACAACCGCUGGUACCUGGAGAAACACAUGAACGUCACUCACAAUCGCAUGCAGAUCUGCAAUAACUGUGGGAAACGCUUCCUGCUGGAGAGUGAGCUGCUGCUUCACCAACAGACUGACUGUGAAAGGAGGAUCCAGUGCGUGACCUGCGGAAAGGCCUUCAAGAAACUGUGGUCGCUACACGAGCACAACAAGAUCGUCCAUGGCUACGCAGAGAAGAAGUUCUCAUGCGAGAUCUGCGAGAAGAAGUUUUACACCAUGGCUCAUGUCAGGAAGCACAUGGUUGCCCAUACGAAGGACAUGCCAUUUACCUGCGAGACGUGUGGGAAGUCGUUCAAGCGCAGCAUGUCUCUGAAGGUCCACUCCCUGCAGCACUCGGGAGAGAAACCCUUCAAGUGUGAGAGCUGCAGCGAGCGCUUCCAGUACAAAUACCAGCUGCGCUCCCACAUGAGCAUCCACAUCGGACACAAGCAGUUCAUGUGUCAGUGGUGCGGAAAGGACUUUAACAUGAAGCAAUACUUUGAUGAGCAUAUGAAGACACACACGGGAGAGAAGCCGUACAUCUGUGAGAUCUGUGGGAAGAGCUUUACAAGCCGGCCCAACAUGAAGCGCCACCGCCGGACCCACACUGGAGAGAAGCCGUACCCCUGCGAGGUGUGCGGCCAGCGCUUCCGCUUCUCCAACAUGCUCAAGGCCCACAGGGAGAAGUGCUUCCACGUCAACAACCCCAUGGUGGUCCCCAACUGCAGUAACCGGACCCUCGUCACUCCCGCCACGGACUCUUCCGGUCCUGCCCAACUGGGACCGCCGGCCUCCGUCGCCACGCCCUGUGCUGCCUCCAGUCCCCAGCUCCUCCACAGCAGUCAGCUGUCUUUCCCCAUGCUGCACCCCAUGGGGGCACUGCCAGCUGCCUCACAUUUACCCCCACCGCCUCCCUUGUUCUCUGCUGGUAGGAUGAACUCCAACAACUAACAAAUCUCUGUACGAUCGAUAGCACUUUGUUUGGUUUCUCUUUGUUUAAGACUCGCAGUGGGAGAGUGACAUUUACACAGAGCAAAGAACUGGAAAAAGGCUAAAUUUAGGCCUCACAAUGGAGACAAAUACAUCUAGAAUAAGAAAUAGUUAUUUUUUACUCAGCUGGAAACAGUAUAUAACCUCAAAGUCCUCUCUAACCUAUCCAGUGCAUUUUACACCACACUCUUAAAUCCAGAGUUUUGCACAACAAAUAGAUUGUAGCAUCCUUUACCAAAUAACUGUUACUCAUAAAGGAGUAAAAUUUAUUUUUUGUUCUCUGCCAGAAUGUAGCAAUCAGUUCCAUUCUGACCCGGCAAUAACCAAACCCUGAUAUUGACCUGAGAUUGAACAUGUACCUGUUUGUGACAUCAUCGAUAACCGAACCCUACUAGCUCCCCUGAUAUAGUUAAGUAAUGUAAUAUAGCAUUUAUAAUUGAUCCUGCACCUUACAUUUGCCUCAUGUGACAUUUAAAAUGUACUCCUGUCUGUUUUUUCCUUUGUGGCUGGGUGAUUCAUGGCUUCAGUUUCUAAGGACAUCAGAGAGACUACCAUGAGUGUAGUGGAGUGAGUGUGUGUUGUUUUAUGUUUUGUUUUUUUUUCUGUGCUGGUGUGUUUGAGUGGGCUGUGAAGCAGAGACUGAAACUAAGGGUCUUCAGAACAACAAAUUUACACUUGAGCUUCCACAAGGUCAACAGAUGAAGAUCUUCAUGACUCUUAAGUUUUCUACCAUUAAACAUGCCCACCCUGUUUAUGUACAUUGUCUUGCAAAACCAUUCACACCUCUUGAACUUUUUCACAUUUUGUGUGGCAACCACAAAUUUAAUGUUUUGUUUGGGAUUUUAUGUGAUAGUCCAUCACAGAGUAUAAUUGGGAAGUAGAAGGAAAAUGAUGCAUGGUUUUCAUGGUUUUAUUACACUUACAAAAAGUUUAUUUCCUUACUAAACCUUGUUCAACCACUUCUCACUGCGAUUUUGGCUGCAGGUCGUUUUGGAGCUCAUCUCCACCAGCUUUGCACAUCUAGAGACUGAAAUCUUUGUCUAUUUUCCUUUGCAAAAUAGCUCAAGCUCAGUCAGAUUGUGAGAGAGGGAGAGUGUCUGUAAAUAGGAGUUUUCAAUAUUCUCCAUUGAGUUUAGGUCUGGACUUUGACUGUACAAUGCUAACACACAAAUAAGCUUUGACCAUAACCAUCUCAUGGUAGCUCUGGCUGUGUGUUUGGGGUUGUUGUUCUCGUGAAAAGUGAACCUCUUUCCCAGUCUCAAAUGUUUAGCGUCCUCUAACUGGUUUUCCUCCAGGAGUGUCCUGUAUUUAGCUCUGUUUGUCUUUCCAUCAACUCUGACCAGCUUCCCUGUCCCUGUAGAAGAAAAUCAUCCUCAAAGUUAUGUGACAUAAUGUUGAGGGUCUGUUCAGGGGACAUGUGCAGUGUUUCUUCACACAUAUCGUUGAACAUGUAGGCCAAAAUGUUUGGUCUUUUCUAACCAGACCACCUUCUUUCACAUGUUUGCUGUGUCUCAUACUUAACUUUUGACACAAAACAAACAUGACUUGUUAUGGCUUUCUACUUGAAAUGAGGCCAGAUUUGUGGAAUGCAAGACUAAUAGUAAUGCUGUCAACAGAAUAUCCCACCUGAGCCGUGGAUCUCCAGAACUCCUCCAGAUCUUCCAUGGUACUCUUUGCUACUUAUUUAAUUAAUGUUCUUCUUGCCUGGAAUGUCAGUUUAGGUGGCUUGUCAUGUCUUGGUUAGCAUUUAUGAUAGCAGUCGAUUGCACUAGAUUUUAUGUAGGGGCAUCAAAGCUAAAGUUGCUGAAUACAAAUACAUGCCACAUUUUUCAGAUUUUUAUUUGUAAAAAAUGUUUAAAGCCAUAUAUCAUUUUCCUUCCCUUUCUGAAUUAUGCAGUACUUUGUGUUGUUCUAUCACAUAAAUCUGCAAUAAAUCAGAUGUAGUUGCUGUUAUAAUGGGACAAUAUGUGAUAAAGUUCAAUACUUCUUCAAGGCACUGUUUAUAGUUAGAGAUGUAAGACCAUGGGACAUUUCUAUAAUAGUAUAUUAGUUCCAAACAUCGUUUACUCAAACACUAUUGUUGUACUUGCAUACUGAUUUCUAACAUUAUUGGUAAAGUUGAUUAAGGCUUAUCUUUUUAAAUAGACGUAAGAGAAGUUUACAGGAGUUGUUUACAUAACUACAUGUGUGCAUUUAAUCUAUAUUAUAAAAUGUCAAAGCAAAGAAAUGGGUAAAAGCCUAAAUAUCUUAAAUAAAAUUAGCUGUAUAUAUAUUGUUAAACAUUGAUUUGUAGCAGCAAAUUAAAAUUACUGACCUACAGUAUAACAAUAAACAAACAACACACAAUAAUAAACAAUAAAGUCGACACUAUUGAUAAAAAAAUAUCUAUUAAGCAAAAAUAUCUACAAAGAUUUUUAUAUGCCUUCUUGCUGAGAAUUUAAGUUGGAUUUAAGUUAGGGAAUUGAUCCCACUUAAAGAUCUAUCGAUCAUUUUUGAGAUUCGCCUGCUUAUAUCUUUUUUUCAAACUCCUCGUUAAAGGGCACAUCUAGUUCAGAUCUUAAAUUAACGCCCUACUAUUAAUUUACGUUCAGGGAUUUCUAAACAAGAAGGAGUUACUAUGACCUCUUAUUCUAUUCAGUUGCUACAUCCUGAUGUUUCUCUGAAGUAAACGGAAGCGAUAUCUUGAAAGUGAGAUAUCUUGAAACCAUCCUAUACUUUUUCAUUGUGAAAAAACCUCUUCACCCUCUCCAACAAUGAGCUUGGUAAUACUUUCAUGGAUGCUAAUCUUAGCCUAUAACUUUCAAAAUCUGUUUGGAAAAAGCGAACGGUUUGUGAAAUGUUUUGGAUAAGCUCUUCCAAUUUCUGCUAAGGCUCAUUUUUGCAGUUUUUGAACCCAAACUUUUCCGUUCCAAAAACAUGUUCGUUCAUGAAAUGAUUUAUGCACAGAUUAAGCAACCGAAACAAACGAGCUGCUAACUGUUUACUAUCUUACUACACAUUUUGACAUAUCAUAAAGCAGGUUGUGUGGGUCUAAAUGAUGAAAGGACAGGCGGUGAAACAAUAAUGCAUAUGUACUGGGAUCGAAGGUGUGGGUUUCACAGUGUUCUGAUGCGUCAGGAUAGGUUAUGUUACUUUUGCUAUGAUGUCACUGCCUCGGGUUUUUGUUCUUUUUGUUUUUUCCCCAUGUAUAAGAGCCAGUUAACUAUUUCGGGAUGGAUGUUCGAUGCUUUAACAUAGCCUGAGUUCCUCCAAGUGGUCAAAUAUAUACAGUAUUAGUUUAAUUAAUUCGAAAGUAGGUCAAGCUGCAAGCAAUUAGAGCCACUUCAAGCAUUCAGCUGGCCAAGGUGAGUAAACCUUAAUCAGUGUGCACAGAACAUCUGCAUAGCAUAGCAUGAGAUUAAGUAAUGUUAUUAUCUGGUAAUUGCUGCAUACUUUCAUACCAAUUAAAUACAUUCUGCAUCAAUGGCGCAUAUGUGCAAUAUUAAUAUAUGGCAUUUCAUAGCUGUUACGCUUACAUCGUGAAAUUUGCCCAAAAGAUCCACGGCAGCUUGGUUCAGAGAUCAAAUCAUGUAUGCCAUCAGAUGCAAAGAAAAUCAAUGCAGGAGCUUUACAUUUUUUACCUUAAGCGGUUGCCUCUCCUAUAUCAGUGAAAAGUAAGGCUAUAUAAAAGUGAAGUUAUAUAGAGCUCAGCCAACACCCCAUUUGGUUUAAGUUUAAUGUGAACUUUCCAGUAGCUUUAGUUAACAGGUAUGAGUGACAUUGAGCACCUUGUGAGACUCAAAGCUAAAGUCAAAUAAGCACUGACCCCUGAAAUUUCAGAGUCAUAAUUGGGAAGUUUUUGUUCCCAGAUAAUGCACAGCUAUUCAGUUUAUCUAUAUGUGCUGUACUCUUAGUGUAGCAAUCCCCUGUAUAUACUGUUCAGAUGUGGCUAUACUUUGUUUUUCUUUUUUUUAUGUUUACACAGAUUGAGCUGAAUAUGGUUCUUGGUUGGUACAAUGGAAAGUUUUUGAAUGUUGUUUUGUAAAUGUAUUUUGCCAUUUGUUUUUAUUUUGAAGACAAAAUUCAGCACUUUUGGUGAAAUAUUACACCAAUCCCAGAUUUGUGUCGUUCAUAAACAAAAAUGCCGAAAAAGUAAUGGCUUAAUUGCACAUUAUUUAAAAAUUGGUACAUUAUUUUUUUUAUCUCUCUACAAUUUAUUUUUUUUUUUUUUUAUUUGCAGAUUUUGUACAGGGUCCAGUCUGAGGCUGCCCCUCUUACAUUAGAGCUAUUGUAUUGUAAUUUAUCUCAAUUAUAUUCUGGCUGUGAUAAAGUGCAAUUUUCCUUAGUGGACAAUUAGCGUGCUUGUUGCAAAUUAGCAAAGAAUGUGAAAGUUAACUGCCCACACUUUAAAAGCUGAAAUGAACUUUCUUGCUUGCAAAGAUAAUUGGAUGGUAAAAAUCUAAAUUUUUUCUUAAAGCUAAAUAUAACUCUUAAAAGGUCUAUAUUCAUGUCAAGUACCAAGCAUUCAAUAAGACUAUGAAUUGUAUAAGCUAUAAAGUUAUACAUCUUUAGAUGUACAGUGUCUUGUAAAAGUAUCCAUAGCCUAUUGCCCUAAAUACAUUUUGUUGCGUUACAACCACAAGCUUAAAUGUAUUUUUGCAGAAUUUUACUCAGGUGAUAGAUCAACAUGAAUUUCAAAAAAAGUUCGGAUUCAAUCUCGUCUGAUCAGGGCACCUUCUUCCACAUGUUUGCUGGCUACAUAGCUUGUGGCAAGUUGCAAACCGGACUUCUUAUGGGUUUUUUCAACAAUGGACUUAUUCUUGCCACUCUUCCAUAAAGGCCAGACUUGUGAAGUUUAUGAAUAAGAGUGUAUUCACACCAACUACUUUUGGUCCGCUUUAAACAGAGCAGAAUCUGUUUCCCAUUAGUCUGGACCUUUUGUGCAGGUUUCAAUAGACUCUAGUGCGGUUCGCUUCUGGUGUGAAGAAAACAGAAUCCAACCUAACUACAUAGGUCUCUUUGGACUUAAGCCACUGUAGCAAUGAAUGUCAUAUUCAAAUCUUACCUGAAUCACAUUCUGUUGCUUAGCAACGCUGUUGCCUGUGUUUUACCUCGGUGCCGAGCACAGUGUCUCCUUCGGCUUGCAGCAUGCAUUCUCUGACGGUGUUCCAAAAUUAUAAAUAGAACGUUGCAAAAUCUGUGCUGAAUGAGCUGCUCUUGACCCUCAAAAUAAUUUUGCAAUUGUAGUAACACCACAAAUGUGCUUCUGCAUAUUUGUGCUAUUAUUAUAGUUUGGAGGUUACAUGCAGGACUUCCACUGUUGUUUUCCUCUAUUUCCCAGUCUGUACCCUGUCACUUCUGUCCAAUGGGAGCAAUGAUCACCAUCUGUGUGACUUUGUUUCCAAGUUAAAGUUCACUUGCAAAAAGUACUACGUCAAAGCAAACCUUACCAAAAGUCCGCUUUUGGUCCGGACCGAACAAGCAGACCAAAGACCUUUCUUGGUUUAUUUUAUACUGAAAUAAAAUUGGCUGAACUGGAUUUUAUCUAGAGGUUUCAGAGUGAAGGGGGCUGACUACAAAAAUACACAGAACAUUUUCACAUAAAUCCAUUUAAAAUAAUUAAGGUUUUUGAUUGUAAUGUGACAAAAUGUGAAAAAGUAUAAGGAGUUAACAUAGUUUUCCAAGGCACCGUAAUGCGGACAUUUGUUGGCCACUGAGAACUGUUGUUCUGUUGUUGCUGUUUAUUAAAUCUCAAUCUGUUAACAAAUUUCACUAAGAGGUUCACAAAGUUGAGAAGAUGCUCUUAUUUUUGCUUUCUUCAGAAGCACUAUCCCAAGAAACGUUACUGAUGUACUGUGGUUUGUGUAUUUGCCUUAAAAAUAGUGGGAUUUCCAAGUUUUUUGUGUUAAAUAUAGUAAUUAUAGCUAAUGGAGAAAUUGUGAUGAACACUACUGAUUUAUGCACUUUGAAUUACUUUGCCACAAUUACCAAUAAUGGGGCCAUUUAUGCAGACACAGGGUGAAAACAAGCUGUAGAGAUGUGUAAAGAUGGAAAUAUGUCUGUCCUUUUCAGUAUUUUUUAAGUGGAGAUCAUUUUUUUUUUUUUAAAUGCACAAAGGAUAAACUGACACAAAUGAGUAUCAGAACCUCAAAAAUCACAGAAAAUUGUGCAUUUCUUGUUAGGGUGUUGGAGUGGAGGGUUGUCGCAUGUGAUGUUGCCAUCUGGCAAAAUAAAAGUAAAGUUUCUUUCAUGCAUCAGCAGCUUUCAUAUAUAAAGCAGCAUUUAGAUCAGUUAUUAUGACUGGUUAGUUCAUUAUCAGUAUAAGUGACAAACAACCAGAUGCAAUUUUCCUAAAGUUAAAGAAGCCUGAAGAGUGAUUUUUUAUGUCAGUUGCCUAAUUGAGUUAUUGAGAAACAGCACUUUAUUUCCCUGUUCAGCUAAAUAGAUUUUAAAAGGUGACAUUGUAGCACUUAUUCCACUUCAAUUUGCUGAUACUGUGUGUCUUUAUACUAAAAGAUCACACAAAAUUAGAAAAAUGCUGAAAUAAAAAUGUGUUCUUGGCAGGUUCCUUUCACAUCUUUUUUUUAAUUCUCCAUUUGUAUUGUGCGCUGAUGAUAUUCAAGGUAUGAAGGAGCACAAAAUAUGUUUCAUAUUUUAGAUUCUUCAAAGGUGCUCCCUGUUGCUUUGAUUACAUCUUUUCACACACUCUCAAACAGCUUCAUGAAAUGGUCUCCUGGACUAGUUUUCAGUUAUCAUUUGCCCCUUUGUCAAGAGGUAAUUGCUGCAAUGUCUUGCAUUUCUGUUGUGUUUGAGUUGUACAGGUAGAGUUGGUACAAGGGGAAUCGCUCUGUUUGACUAUUUUUCUAAUUCUUUAUAUUAGGAACCACUCAACUAAGGAAAGAGAGAAGAUAAUCCAUUAUUACUUCAAGACUAGUAUAGUUGCAAAGACUUUGAUGAAACUAGUUCUCAUUAGGAUUGCCCCUGAGGAAAGGAAGACCAAGAGUUGCCUUCAUCUUAGGAUGGUUUCUAUAUGUGUGGUUCCCACUGUAAAGCACGGUGGAGGUGCUGUGAUGGUAGGGGAUGCUUUGUUGGUGACAUUGUUGGUAAUCGAUUCAAAGUCCAAAGCAUACUUCACCAGAAUGGCUACAUUAGCAUUCUGCAGUGACAUCCCAUCCACGUAGUUGGACCAACUUUUGUUUUUCAGCAGGACAAUAAAUCCGAAACACACCUCCAGGCAAUGUAAGGGCUAUUCGGGGUUCCUACGCAGUCUGAAAGAAUAAGGAAUUUGAUUCCAGUAUUUGCGAGUCUGGAUAAUAAUGGAAAAAGUAUUGAGACAUACCUGUAUUUCCAGAAUUUAUUUUUCAUCCUAUUUGUCAAAAUGUUCUACAUUCUCAACUUUUUUCCUUUAUUUCUUUCUUCUGUCUUUUCUUCAUUCCAUCCCACCUUUCACCCUUGUGUCCUUCAAUCUUUUCUUUCUUGAGUCAUUCCUUCCUGCCUCAUAUUCUUUCCUUUUUCCAUUUUUUUUAUCCCUUGUGUCCUUCCCCCCUUCAUUCCUUGCUCCUCUUCCUACCGUCCUUCCUUCCUUCCUUACUUCGCAAUGGAAUUCACAAUGAAUUUUUGCAUUUUAUAUUUUGAACUUGCUGAUGAAGACUGAGAAAUCUGGAAAGUUGAGUCUUGAAAUGUCUGGCAUUGUUGCAUGGAAAAUGUGUAAGAAUCCUGUCUAUUUGACCCACAAAGAGAGUGAUGGAUUUCUGCGUCAGAUCACCUAGCCUCCAUAAUCAACUGACCAGAACGCAGCUAUGUUUAUGCAUUUGACUGAUGUUUUUAUCCUAAGUGACUUACAAAUGAGGAUGUAACAAUACAGCUUAUAUCAAAGCUAACUAAGAUGGUUUGCGAUGAGUUGGGCCGCAGAGUGAAGGCAAAUCAGCAAAAAAGAGCUCAGCACCUUAGGAAACUCCCUCAUGACUGUUUAAAAACCAUUCCAGGUAUGUCUUCCUUCAUAGUUUGGAUGUCUUCUGUAUUAAACUACAACGUAAAAACAUAAAGAAAAACUAUUGAGUGAGAAGGUCUGUCCAAACUUUUCACUGGUAUUAUAUUUUACCCUGAGGCUAUCAAAUUCUGAGAAGAAGUCAAAUUAAAAGUUCUUGUUAUUUGGCUUGGGGUUUUACAGUUCAGUUCCAGUAGUGGUGAGAUCUUAGUAACUGAAAAGGGACCUUUUACAAAAUGCACAUAAGUCUUAUAUUAGUUAGACAACAUUUAAAUAACUAAUCAUAUAUUAAAGCUAACAGCCAAAGGCUUGUGCUAUAGGCAAACAUGGACAAGUUGUCCUUAAAUGUCCUUAAAGCGUCUUUCUGUGAAUACGGACUUGCCAGGAAACACAGAGUCUGUGCAUUCUGUGUUGUAUUAAAGGCAAAUGUGUACGAAGUAAUCUGUCAAUCCCUUCUGAGAAGUGAUUAAGCUGGCAGGCAAUUAUUGAAAUGAGCAAAUUUGCUUUUGCAUCUAUUGUUUGAACACAUUAGUUGAACAUGAUCUGUGACAUGAGUGCAUCAUCGAACUUGGUGUUGUUGCUGUUUACUUUUGAUAUUUUUUUCAUAAGAGCAUUAAAGGUAAACACAGAUGCCAAGAAAUGUUUUAGGAAAGGAUGUGAUUGUCUCUCCCUCCUCCAGAAUUGAGGGUCUUUAUAUCCACAAAAAAUAUUCAUUUUGGGGUCAAUGUUGGGAGAAAGAGAAAAGAAGGCACAUCUUUGAUAAAUGAGUUGGGUUUUUUGGGUGAGUUGCACCUUAUUUUGAGUUUAAACCAUCUAUGAAAUGGUCAUUCAUUUGUUUAUGAUGUGUUUUAGAUUGUGUGGCUUUGGGUCAAUCCCUCUUUUCACUGAUUCGUUUCACGAUUUCGUACCCACAGUUUAUCAUUUUGUUCCUUCCAAUUCAUAUCUGCAAACACAUUCUUUCAUACCCAUGUACCAUUGCUUCUCUGUUUAUUUCUAAUGGUGUUAAGCAUUUUAUUUAUUCCCCUUUUUGUUAACUGUUCAAAUAAUUAUGGGGUAAUUAGUUAAAAAACUAUUCCAAUCUCUAAUAUUUUGAGAAAUAUUAGUUUUACACUCCAUUUCUAUUGAACUUGGUUCUGAUCCCUAAUUGAUCAAGGUAAUGCCUAUAAAACAUGACAGAUUAAGACCACAGAUUAAAUUAAGACCAAAAUAAUUCUAACCAAUCUCUUGAUGACGGAUAUUGUUUAUUGGAGUCUUAAAUCAACUUUUUCUUACAUUAGGCGAUAUGUACAAUAUAAAAAAUUAAAUCAUACUCAAAGCAGGAACAAAAUAUCCCACUGGAAGGUACAAAUUGACCCAUGGUAAGUAUGAAACCAAGUUCUACCCAGAAAAAGAAUGGGAAUGGACAAAAGGGGAAAAGGACCAGUACCUGGUUUAGCUGCUAAAAACAAAAAGACAUGGUCCAGAAAGAUUUUGUGGCCUUCCUCUAUUGCUGGGUAAAUGUUCAUAUCAAAAAUAAUUAGGAAACCCCUGUAAAAUGCUGGACAAAAAGUAUCGUAUGAAAGAAUUCUGUGUUUUAUUGCUGCCUGUUUGUCUUACUUUUUUCUAUCUGUGAGGUUUUUUUUGUUUGUUUGUUUGUUUUCUUUUUCCCCGUAGUUGUAAAAGUUCCUGGAGCCUCAAAACUGACAAAACUGAGAAGGCUAUUAAAUAAGAAAAAGAUUACAGAAAUUGGUAGUGGUUUGUUAGCUGUUAGUAUUUGUCUUUAGACUAUUUUUUUUAUUAUUCUUUCAUUUCUCAUUAAAUGUGCACUGCCUUCUGUUAUAAUUAACAAUAUAAUGUUUAAUUACAGCAGAUGACCAAAUUCUAUUGUAAUAAAUAGAUUUUGGUAUUAAAUCAGUGGACAGGAAAAUAACUUAUAGUGGAAUUACCUUAUUUAAUGCUACAUUUUGCCGUUGUAGAAUAAAGAGGAAAAAAUAAGGAUACAAAUGGAAUAGAUUUUCCAUACACAACAAAUCAAAAUUUGCAAAUUAAAAUAAAUGUUAUGUUUUACUGUAACUUCCAGUUGAUUGGUUAAAAAGCUCAAAUGUAUUAAAUAAAUUAAUAAAAGCAUAGCCUUAGUUUUGAUGUGCGUUUAAAUCAAGCUAUACACUCUUGAACGUCAACAGCGGUAAAAUGCUAACUGUGUUCAUUAGCUUGCUAGCUGAAAUUUUGCUAGCAAUGCUAACGUUAGCACUGAAAUAAAGUUACUGAAUAGGUUGUCAUAGUUUUAUUUAUUUUUGUUUGUUCAGCACAAUAACUAACCAGGACAAGAUGAAAUACAGUUUUACUUUUAACAGGCCUGACCUCAAAAUGCAUAAUCGCAUGGUUGUGGGGAUCAUUUAAAAAAAAAAGAUUUGUCAGCUUUGAAACUCCUUUUACUGCUAAAAUGUUUGUUUUUUACUCGAGAAACUUUGAUUAGCUGCAUUAAGAUUGUAUAUCUCAUCCGACCCCCUCAGCCAAUACAACCAUAUUUAUAUCUGUAUACCUUACGGUGUAUUUCCAGUACUUAUUAAUACCACAGCACUGAGAAAUCAUGAAAUGUAUUGUCACUUGAUGAUUCUCUGCUCUAUAACAUUAACACUACAGUAUGUAUUGGGUGAUUCUGGUAUUCAAACCCAUGUGUAGACAGUAGUUGUCCCAUUCAGCUAUAAUAAUAACACAGAAGCAGAACAAGAACAUUAGAGUCUAGAGGUGCUAAAGACAGUAGGCUGUAUUUUUUUGUCCUUUAAUGUAAUAUUGACAAGUGUUAACUGUCUGUAACACAAUAGAGCAUUAUGAAAUCAUUUCAAUAUUAAACAGUAUAGAUAUUGAA